GAGAAGAAGAUAUAAGAUGUCUAAGUUCUCUGCCCAGAGCGAGACGGCAAUUCGUUCCAAGGAAUUCAUACAACGAGCAUAUACUAUAUACCUCUACCUAGAAUCUGCAUUUACUCUCUUAACAUGGACAACCAGCCAUCCGACAGACAAGUGACGAUAUCGAUCGUCCCUGAAGUUCGUUCCUGCUACUGCACAAUACCGUCAGGCUCCCGUAAGCUCAUGCAACAACAGACUACCAUCGACCUUCCACGGUCACGAAGCAUUGUGUGCAGCCGAAGUCUUGGGGCAGAUGACUCGGUACAAAUUUCCCGGCCAACACCUUGUGUGCACGUACCUGUCCACGACCAGCCAUGCCAUCUGCUUGGGACAGCGUAUGGCCCUGGUGCUCUUGCUGCCGACGGAGAGACGCGCACAUACUGGUACUGUUGCGGUUGUGGCUAUGGUCCCCACGACUAUGUCUUGCACAAGGCUUGUAUUCUUUGUACACGACCAUGCUGCCCUGCCUGUACCUUUGUCUAUCAUCAGACCUGAUGAAGGGCUGCUGCGCUCCGGAUAUUGAGACCUCG
Molecule: messenger RNA, 566 nt
Organism: Pseudovirgaria hyperparasitica
Lineage: Eukaryota; Fungi; Ascomycota; Dothideomycetes; Acrospermales; Acrospermaceae
Exons: 1
Coding region: 124-531 (135 amino acids)
Source: RefSeq, a predicted model, not a curated record